Ceratitis capitata (Mediterranean fruit fly) is the source of this 2020-nucleotide messenger RNA. RefSeq names its product T-complex protein 1 subunit eta (gene CCT7). Gene Ontology annotation, cellular component: chaperonin-containing T-complex. Gene Ontology annotation, biological process: protein folding. Gene Ontology annotation, molecular function: ATP-dependent protein folding chaperone; ATP binding; ATP hydrolysis activity. The transcript is spliced from 6 exons. Bases 128 to 1753 code for a protein of 541 amino acids. NCBI's taxonomy places the organism in Eukaryota, Metazoa, Arthropoda, Insecta, Diptera, Tephritidae. The record is from RefSeq and is a predicted model, not a curated record.
ACAUUUACAGCUGACAAACGUUUUGUUACUCAUCUUUGAAACUUCCUCGCCGCGUGAGAAACCGCUGUUGCUAAUUUAAUAAAUAUUUUCUGAAUAGUCUGCUAAACUGUAAAGCACUUAAUUAAAUAUGCAACCACAAAUCGUGCUUUUGAAGGAAGGUACCGACACUUCACAGGGCAAACCGCAGUUAAUUUCCAACAUAAAUGCCUGCCAAUCUAUUGUGGACGCUGUGCGCACCACAUUGGGUCCGCGUGGUAUGGAUAAGCUAAUUGUUGAUUCCAGCGGUAAGGCGACAAUUUCAAAUGAUGGCGCCACGAUUAUGAAGCUUUUGGAUAUCGUACAUCCAGCUGCCAAAACGUUGGUGGAUAUUGCUAAGUCUCAAGAUUCAGAGGUUGGCGAUGGUACUACUUCAGUGGUGCUUUUGGCUGGUGAAAUCCUGAAACAAGUGAAACCAUUUGUUGAAGAAGGUGUACAUGCCCGCAUUAUUAUUAAGGCGAUUCGUAAAGCCUUGCAAUUGUGUAUGACUAAAAUCAACGAAAUGGCUGUUCGUGUGGAAGCACAAUCCAAGGAACAACAACGUGCUUUGCUUGAAAAGUGCGCUGCCACAGCAAUGUCUUCAAAAUUGAUUCAUCAACAGAAGGACUUCUUUUCGAAAAUGGUUGUUGACGCAGUGCUUUCUUUAGAUGACUUGCUACCAUUGAAUAUGAUUGGCAUCAAGAAGGUAACAGGUGGUUCGCUAGAAGAAUCAGAACUUGUCUCUGGUGUAGCUUUUAAGAAGACCUUCUCUUAUGCCGGUUUUGAAAUGGCACCAAAAUCAUAUAAAAAUUGUAAAAUUGCCUUGCUAAACAUUGAAUUGGAAUUGAAGGCAGAACGCGACAACGCCGAAAUUCGUGUUGAUAACGUUAAAGAAUACCAAAAAGUGGUUGAUGCCGAAUGGCAAAUUCUAUACAAUAAGUUGGCCAAGAUCCAUGAAUCUGGUGCUAAUGUUGUAUUAUCCAAACUUCCAAUUGGGGAUGUUGCUACGCAGUAUUUCGCAGAUCGUGAUAUGUUCUGUGCCGGUCGUGUGCCUGAGGAGGAUUUGAAACGUACAAUGAAGGCUUGCGGUGGUGCAGUAAUGACCACAGCCAAUGAUAUUAAUGCCAGUGUAUUGGGUCAUUGUGAUUACUUUGAAGAACGUCAAGUAGGUGGCGAGCGUUUCAACAUCUUCCAAGGUUGCCCCAAUGCCGAAACAUGUACUUUGAUAUUGCGCGGAGGUGCGGAACAAUUCCUUGAAGAAACCGAACGUUCAUUACACGAUGCUAUUAUGAUUGUGCGACGUACAAUAAAACAUGAUUCCGUUGUUGCUGGUGGUGGCGCCAUCGAAAUGGAACUUUCGAAAAUCUUGCGUGACUAUUCAAGAACCAUCGCCGGUAAGGAGCAGCUGUUGAUUGCUGCCAUUGCAAAAGCACUCGAGAUUAUUCCACGUCAACUGUGCGACAACGCUGGUUUUGAUGCCACAAAUAUUUUGAAUAAACUUCGUCAAAAGCAUGCUCAGGGCGGCCAAUGGUACGGUGUUGACAUCACCAAAGAGCACAUCGCCGACAACUACGAUCAGUGCGUCUGGGAGCCUUCCAUUAUUAAGAUAAACGCUUUAACUGCCGCUGCCGAGGCUGCCUGUAUGAUACUCUCCGUUGACGAGACCAUCAAGAGUCCCAAAGCUGGUGAGAUGCCAAUGGCCGGCGGUAUGGGUCGCGGCAUGGGUAGACCAAUGUGAGCGUAAACAACUUAAAUGAUAUGUAACCACAUCGUAAAUUUACUAGAAGCUAUAGUUUCCCAAAAAAACAAAAACUGUUUUUCUAAAACUUAAAAUGUACUAGUAUUUUAUUAUUUGCAUAGAAUCAUACAUUCUUACAUAGAAAAAAAAACUUCGUUUGAAGCACUUCAUGUCUAAAAUAAAUAACUAUCGCCUAACACUUAUCUACUAUUAAAUUACUAUGCUUUUAAUAAAUAAAGAUAACAAAUUAAACAAACAAAAAAAAAA